UAUUACUUACUUCAUGUUUCGCUGGGGAUGGACGUUUCAGUACACUGUUUAGCAAAACAUGACAACGAGACGCUUCGAAAAAUCGAAACAUUUAUCAUUCAAUAAUAUAUUACAUAGCUAUCAGAUUGGGUUACGCAAUAAGCCACUUACGUUGGAAGUAUUCACGUUCCUGGUAAUAGAUCAAAGAUUUAUGCAUUGUUGUAGCAAUAUCUUUUGAGAAAUUUGUCUAACCCGUAACUGCAACAAUUCAACUCCUGGCAGUGUAGCACUUCUCUCAUCGUUUAAAAACAAGAAAUGGACAGUGAUGGGAUGACAACCAUGGGCCUCCUGUUGUGAACUUCUGACCAUGACCAAUCAACGUUGACCUCUCACAGAUCAGAAAUGUCACAGGCGAGUCAGCACGGGAAAUGGACACUCUCCAGCAGCGAUGACGACAACGAUGACCCACUCCCUUCUGCCUCAAACAACAACAACAGACCUCUGUUGUUUGGCAGCCCCCCGCCUGACCAACACACAUCUUCAGUCUCUAACCACAACUCCCCCAAGAUAGCCUCCAACUUCCACCAACCCAAACAUGGUCCUGAUCCUCCACCUUCCAUAGAGGUGAAACCUGAACCUAAAUCUGACACAGUGACUGCUGCCUCCCCCCUCUCUAUUGGCUCUGAGGCCAGACAGGCAUCCCAGGCCAGCCAAUUGAAGCCAGUAAAGUAUGAAUCCAACCAAUCCAGACCCUUUCUGGCUGGUAAGAGGAAGAAGGAUGAUGAUUCAAUUUCCGGCUGGGCUCUCUCGGACAGUGAUGAUGAUGACGACGAUGAUAAGGAUAAAGGUCAAAGUUCAGGACAGAAAGACCCGCCACCCAAGAGGUCGAGCCCCAAGCUGAAGAAGGCAAAGGUGUCGGAAAGGCCUCCCAGCCCCCAUGGCAGAACCUACUACAAAGACGAACCAGAUGACUUCUUUGAGACUAGCGUGCCUCCUGUCAAUGACACCUACAGGUUCUACCUCAACAAGGUCACAGGGCUGGAGAAGAGGUACAACACUGGGGCUCUGCACAUCAAAGAAAUCCUCUCCCCUUUGUUCGGGACACUGAAGGAAUCUGUGCAGUUCAACUACUGCUUUGACAUUGCCUGGAUGUUGCAGCAGUACCCGCCUGAGUUCAGAGACAAGCCUGUUCUGAUUGUCCACGGAGACAAGAGAGAGGCCAAGGCCCGUCUGCUCCAGCAAGCCCAGCCGUACAGUCAAGUCCGCUUCUGCCAGGCCAAACUGGAUAUUGCUUUCGGAACACACCACACGAAGAUGAUGUUGCUGUGGUACGAGGAAGGCUUCAGAGUGGUCAUCCUUACCUCCAACAUGAUCAGAGCAGACUGGUACCAGAAAACACAGGGGUUGUGGAUGAGUCCUCUGUAUUUACGGUUACCCAAGGGGAGUCCAGAGACAGCGGGGGAGUCUCCCACCCUUUUCAAGCGGGACCUCCUGGAGUACCUGGGGGCCUAUCGUGCCCCCGAAAUCACCGACUGGAUCCAGAGGAUCAGAGAGCAUGACCUGUCUGAGACCAGGGUGUAUCUGAUAGGUUCCACUCCAGGGAGGUACUUGGGCUCAGACAUGGAGAGGUGGGGUCACCUGAGGUUGAGAAAACUGUUGCGCGACCACACGCGGCCCAUCCCCGACGAAGAGAAGUGGCCUGUCAUUGGUCAGUUCUCCAGCAUCGGCUCCAUGGGGUUGGACAAGACCAAGUGGCUGGCAGGGGAGUUCCUGCGCACUCUGACCACCCUGGGCAAAUCGUCUCUUCGCCCAGAUCCCCCAAUGCACUUGAUCUACCCGUCAGUGGACGAUGUGAGGACCAGUCUGGAGGGCUAUCCAGCCGGUGGUUCUUUACCCUACAGCAUCCAGACUGCUCAGAAACAACUCUGGCUCCACAGCUACUUCCAUCGCUGGCAAGCUGAGACGACGGGGAGGAGUCACGCCAUGCCGCACAUCAAGACCUACCUGAGGGCUUCGCCAGACUUCACACAACUAGCCUGGUUCCUUAUCACAAGUGCUAACUUGUCCAAAGCAGCGUGGGGGGCUCUGGAGAAGAACAACACACAGGUGAUGGUCCGGUCAUACGAACUGGGAGUCCUCUAUGUGCCCUCUGCCUUCAGUAUGAGUACCUUUCCCGUCCAGAUGGAUGUGUUUCCUGCCACCACUUCCUCUACCUCAUUUCCUGUGCCCUUCGACCUGCCACCCAAACGCUACUCGAGUAAAGAUCAGCCAUGGAUGUGGAACAUUCCCUACACCCAGGCUCCAGACACACACGGUAACAUCUGGGUCCCCUCCUGAACCACCACGCCAGACACACACACGUUCCCUUAAAAAUCCAGUUACACGCACCACUUGCCAGACCUUCCAUAUUCUGCUCCUAUGGUGCACAGACAGGCUAAAUCGAAUGGAAUUGAGG
Molecule: messenger RNA, 2434 nt
Organism: Salvelinus fontinalis (brook trout)
Lineage: Eukaryota; Metazoa; Chordata; Actinopteri; Salmoniformes; Salmonidae
Gene: tdp1
Product: tyrosyl-DNA phosphodiesterase 1
Exons: 17
Coding region: 382-2316 (644 amino acids)
Biological process (GO): single strand break repair; double-strand break repair
Cellular component (GO): nucleus
Molecular function (GO): double-stranded DNA binding; 3'-tyrosyl-DNA phosphodiesterase activity; single-stranded DNA binding
Source: RefSeq, a predicted model, not a curated record